Mycena indigotica is the source of this 1995-nucleotide messenger RNA. RefSeq names its product MYND-type domain-containing protein. The transcript is spliced from 4 exons. The coding region runs from base 1 to 1995 and encodes 664 amino acids. Lineage: Eukaryota; Fungi; Basidiomycota; Agaricomycetes; Agaricales; Mycenaceae. The record is from RefSeq and is a predicted model, not a curated record.
AUGGAUUCCUCGUACGACCGAAAUAAUCUCUCCGCCCUCCCAACAGGGUCUCAGAGAAUCGUGAAUGCUGCAUGUCAUUCAAAAGGCGCGUCUAUCGUCGACCUCAAGCGCUUCCAAACACUGUACACAAACACCAAAACGGGCAAAGACAUCCGCGCUCUCCGCCCUGCAUUCUGGAUACUCCUCGACCCAGCGCGCAUUCCUGUGGCCGAUGAUCUCGAUGCGCCAUCAGCCCAGACGAAGAACACCGUUUUGGCGGGUCAUAUCGGCCUGGGUGGAAUAUAUCGCGACCAGUCGUUCGCCUUGACCACUUUGCGCGAGCAUGCGCCCGCUUAUGCGUCGAUCUGGCCUCGUGUUUGGGCGUGGGUCGAGUUCCUCCAUCGCUGCUCUGCGUUGGUACUUCCCGGGGUUGUAGAAAGUGAGCUCGUUUGGGACUUUAUCGGAUUCUCCUCCCGUGGACUGCGGUCUCCGGAUGCAAGAAAAGCGGCUUGGGACUCUCCACAAUUCCUCCCAUUCGUCUUUCGUGCAUGGGACCACCUUCUCGCCCUCCCCUUAGAAGAACAAGAAAAACGAUAUCAGUGGAUUGACUCGCUCAUUCCUAGCAGACUUACGGUCGCAUAUUGUGACGAAAUCGUUGCUGGCGUUGGAGGAACACUCGAAGACCUCGCAUGGGUGCUUCACAAACAGCUUCAUUAUGCCCUAUCCCAUCUCGGGAGCCCGGACAAGAACCCGCGCCACCACCAUUUCUGCGUUCUGAACCUCGCUGGUGUCAUUGACCUGAUAACUGGAUUCGACUCUGCCAUAUCAGAGUCUCGCGAUCCACCCCCAGACCCUCUGGCUCCGAAACCUCGUAUGGUGCUGACCGCCGCAAUGGUGGAGCGGGGGGUUGCAAGGCUACUUUCCAAGACCUUUUGCGUUCUGGCCGAGACCAAACCCGACAAGGAUACCGACAGUCUCUUCGACGGACUGCUCGUGCGCCUGCUUGAUGCUCUCACACUCAUAAUGGUUGAUUCUCUCGUCGGAUUCAGGAUACUUCUCAAGAAUGACUUCAUCCCCGGCAUUUUUGCGUACUGCCGGAGAAGGAAGCCGGCGCAGGAAAAAGGAGAACUUCAAGUCAUUCUGACACGCGCUUUACCGCAACUGUCGUUCUUCCACUCGAAUGUGCUUGUUUUUCAAGACGCCAUCAACACCGUCGAUGCAAAUGCCCCCCAGAGCACCUUCCGCGACAAGGCGACGUAUGAUGCAUGGGUCAGGUUCAGGGAGAUGCUCAAGUGGCAUUUGUUUCUCUUGCACGAGUUCACUCUGAGGGGGCUGCUGAGGGAGAAAGCUGCAUGUGACAGUAUUGUGUGCGGCAAGAUCACUUUCAAAGACAAGCUCCGUACCUGCGCUGGAUGCAAGACGCGAAACUACUGCUCAAAUGCUUGCCAGCGGGAGGACUGGACAGCAGGAAAGCAUAAAGAGACUUGCCGUCUUGCUCGUCGGGUUCGUUUGGCAUUCCGGUCCGACCUUUCUGCGAAAGAUAUGCAUUACUUCCGUUUUGUGCUGCAUAAGCUUGCUACGAAGGACGCCAUAACACUCGAGCACUGGGCCGCGCGGAUUUCCUACGAGGAACGAACGCCAACCCCCGUUCUCCAGUUCAUUUUCGGCGGGCGGGAGGAGAGCAGGAUCGAGAUGAAUCCGUGCGUGACGGGCCCAGAGCAAGCACGCAAAGCCUGCCAUCCGAGUCGGCUCGACCCGCUAUGGGACGACUGGGUUGAGCGUGCUAAACGGAGCCACGGUCGGAUGGAGCUUCACGCGCUCCACCUUGCUGCGGGAUUCCAUGACCGACUGCUGAUUAUUCCCCGGCGGUCGAAUAUGUCUUGGAUGUAUGACACAUGUGCGCGGCUGUUCUUGACGGUGCCGGGCGUCAAAUAUGCUGGGCAGGAGGGUGUUUGGGAGUUUGAGCGGGCGUAUAACAAGCUGCAGGUUCCCAGGACCUUGGAAGCCAUACAUUAG